Messenger RNA from Lotus japonicus, 2858 nucleotides. Its product is annotated as kinesin-like protein KIN-14C. The transcript is spliced from 17 exons. Gene Ontology annotation, biological process: microtubule-based movement. Gene Ontology annotation, molecular function: microtubule binding; ATP binding; microtubule motor activity. Lineage: Eukaryota; Viridiplantae; Streptophyta; Magnoliopsida; Fabales; Fabaceae. The record is from RefSeq and is a predicted model, not a curated record. The coding region runs from base 141 to 2531 and encodes 796 amino acids.
AGAUUGGGAAGAGCGCAUAAUUUUUGAACCGCCAUUUCGAAAUUCAAAUUUCACAACAACGCUCUCUCUCUCUGCAAACCCUAACAUCAUCCUCCAUUUCCGAUCAAUCAAACUCCGAUUCUCAUUCUCCGAAGCCGAUCAUGGCUUCCCGGAACCAGAACAGACCUCCGCGUAGCCCUUCCAAUAAAAAGGGAGGUGGUGCUGAAGAACUUCAAUCUGACAAGCGACGAAGGAUUAUAGGAACUGACAAAAUGGAGCGUCAGGGACGAGGUAGGGCUCCGUUUGGUGCGGUCAACAACAAGGCAGAAGCCAGUGAUGCUGGAAGUGUUGAGGGAUCCGAAUGCAGUACUGUUGAUUUUACUAAAGAGGAGGUUGAAGCGUUGUUGAAUGAGAAGAUGAAGAAGGGGAAUCCCUUCGAUAGUAAGAAGAAGAUAGAGCAGAUGGGGGAUCUGAUUAAGCGGCUUAAGCUUUGUGUUCGGUGGUUUAAGAGAGUUGAAGAAGGGUAUAUCCAAGAGAAAGAAAAGCUUCAGAGUGAUCUAGAAUCUGCUCAGAAGAAAUGCAUUGACGCUGAAAAUGAGAUGAAAAUGAAGAUGAGAGAGCUGAAUGAGGUUAUAUCUAAUUUGAGGAUGACAAUUUCCUCUUUAGAAGAGAGAAUUACAAAGGAAGAACGAGAUAAAUUGGAAGCUAUUGACUGUUAUAGAAAAGAAAAGGAUGCCAGAAGUGUAGCUGAGCAGAUGCAAGCUUCUCUUUCCACUGAGCUUGAGAAAGUUCGGGUUGAGAAAUCAGCUGCUGAGAAGAAGGCUAUUUCAAAUGAGGACCUGUACAAGCGAUCACAAGAGUAUAAUAUGAGUCUGCAACAGUACAAUAGUCGCCUUCAGUCAGAUCUUGAAACAACUAAUGAGGCACAUAAACGACUAGAAACAGAAAAAUCAACUAUUGUUGAGAACCUUAGCAAUGUAAGAGGGCACAAUAAGGCAUUGCAGGAGCAGUUGUCAUCUCUUAAGGCUUCACAAGAUGAGGCUACAAAGCAGAAAGAUAUUUUAGCAAAUGAACUCAAAUGCCUUAGAGAAGAAUUAAAGCAAAUUAGAGAUGAUCGUGAUCGUCAAAAGGGACAAGUACAUUCUUUAACUGGAGAAUUAGCAAAAUAUAAAGAAUAUACAGGGAAAUCUUGUGCUCAAUUGGAUACCUUGACUUCUAAAACUAAUGCUCUUGAGGAGACAUGUACUUCUCAAAGGGAGCAAAUGAAUAUGCUGCAGCAGCAGUUGAUUGCUGAAAGGGAGAAGUUAAAGAUGGCUGAUUUAUCUGUUUCAGAAACAAGAACAGUGUUUGAAGAUCAAAAAAGAAUUAUAAAUGAACUACAAGAGCGACUGGCAGAAAAAGAAUGCCAAAUAAUUGAAGGGGAGAAUUUAAGAAAAAAACUACACAACACUAUCCUGGAACUAAAAGGAAAUAUUCGUGUGUUCUGCCGUGUCCGACCUCUGCUACCAGAUGAUGGUCAUGGAACAGACAUGGUUAUUUCUUACCCCACGUCAACAGAAGGUCUCGGUCGGGGCAUUGAAUUGGUACAAAGCGGGCAGAAGUAUCCUUUUCAAUUUGACAAGGUGUUCAAUCACGAGGCUUCUCAACGAGAUGUUUUCACUGAGAUAUCGCAGCUGGUUCAAAGUGCCCUUGAUGGUUACAAGGUAUGUAUCUUUGCUUAUGGACAGACAGGUUCAGGCAAAACCUACACAAUGAUGGGCAGACCUGAUGCCUUUGAGCUGAAAGGACUGAUACCACGUUCUCUAGAACAGAUUUUCCAUAUUAGUCAGUCCUUGAAAGAUCAGGGAUGGAAGUACAAAAUGCAGGCUUCAAUACUUGAAAUAUAUAAUGAGACCAUUAGGGAUUUGUUAUCACCAAAUCGGUCAAGUGAUCAAGCACGAACAGAAAAUGGUGUUCUUGGAAAGCAGUACACUAUUAAACACGAUGCCAGUGGAAACACACAUGUUUCAGACCUCAAUAUUGUGGAUGUUUCCAGUGCAAGUGAGAUUUCCUCCCUCUUGCAACAGGCUGCGCAAAGCAGGUCAGUAGGAAGAACACAAAUGAAUGAACAAUCUUCACGAAGUCACUUUGUGUUCACUUUGCGCAUAUGUGGGUAUAAUGAGAAAACUGAACAACAAGUGCAAGGAGUGUUAAACCUAAUUGAUCUGGCUGGAAGUGAAAGACUUUCAAGAAGUGGAGCAACUGGGGACCGGUUGAAGGAAACUCAGGCAAUCAACAAAAGUCUCUCCUCUUUGAGUGAUGUCAUAUUUGCUUUGGCAAAGAAAGAGGAGCAUGUGCCCUUUAGGAAUUCAAAACUGACAUACCUUCUGCAGCCAUGCCUCGGUGGGGAUUCAAAAACUCUGAUGUUUGUGAACAUCUCACCUGAUCCAUCUUCAGCUGGAGAGUCACUUUGCUCUCUUCGUUUUGCUGCCAGAGUCAAUGCCUGCGAGAUUGGCAUUCCACGGCGUCAAACAUCCACACGGUCCUUUGAUUCUCGUUUGAGCUAUGGCUAAAAGAGAGGCCUGCUUGGACUUUGGUCACCUUGAUCAUAAUUCAUAACCAAUAUAACUGUUACUGCUUUAGCAGGGAUAAGAGAGAUGUUAUUUUUGUUCUUUAUAAAUGUAGUUAACCUUUAGAGAAGUGAGUUGUAUAAAUUGGUUGUAGAGGCCUGUCUUUAGCCUCCGUGGUGCUGCUGAUGGUUUGUAUCAUUUAACUGUGACUUCAUAGUGUUCAGUUAAUUGGAGCUUCAAUGAUUGUAAUUUCUGUGUAAAACUACAUCAUUUGAUUGAUUUUUGCAACUUAAUGAGAUGGAUGUCACAUUAUAUUUGGGUCAUCAACAA